Messenger RNA from Ictalurus furcatus (blue catfish), 3654 nucleotides. It is a transcript of the gene ano10b, whose product is annotated as anoctamin 10b. Gene Ontology annotation, molecular function: chloride channel activity. Bases 341 to 2413 code for a protein of 690 amino acids. The transcript has 13 exons. Gene Ontology annotation, cellular component: plasma membrane. Lineage: Eukaryota; Metazoa; Chordata; Actinopteri; Siluriformes; Ictaluridae. Gene Ontology annotation, biological process: chloride transmembrane transport. The record is from RefSeq and is a predicted model, not a curated record.
AAGGAGGGCUGUAGGACCCAGAGGAUGUCAGGAGGACAGCACUCCUGUCCCACCCUUAAAGCCAGGGAGGAGAAGUUGAACUGCAUUCCUGCUAUCAACAAUCCUGCUGCUGCUACUACCACCAAUUGGGUUUAAAGGAAAAAUCUGCACUUUCGUGUGCAUGUGUGUUUGUGUGUGUUAGGUACGCAGGUCAGAGUGCAAGCUCAGUGAGGAGUGUGUGUUUGAAUUCGCCUGCUUUCAUGUUUGUUUUCAGAAAACAGUAGGAAGGUGGAGUCGUGUGAUCAAAUAAAAGAAGACCAGACGUCCAAGCCGAGCGUCAAGUGAAAGCAGGUACAUCAGGAUGUCAUCGCCAAAGCAGCAGCAGGACAGCGUCUCCAGCGUGGCAGAAGCAAUGGCCCCUGAGUCGUGGUCCAAGGUUAGCUGUCCAUGUUGCGUGUCAUCUGAGGUGGAGCCGCUGGUUCUGAUUCAACUGGCCGAGAAUGUGGAGUCUAGCACCAAGCAGUGGAUCAUGUCCAUGAUCUCAGCACCUCAUAAGGCAGGAGGGGCACACCUACUCGUACACCCUGGUGAAGAUGCCAGCUGGGGACGACUUGUGGUUGCGGCACCUCGCUGUACCUUACUCAGGGCCACAGAAGAACUGGGACUCUGCAAAGCUGACAAAGAGGGCAAUAUGAUCUUGUUUUCCUUUCAUGACCGUAACAACUUUAAUAACAUCAAUGACAUGCAGAAGUUCCUGACUCUGGCUGAGAGACAGUACAUCGUCCAACAUGAGCUGGAGUCCAUGAGAGCCAUGAAAGACCAGCGCAUCCCUGGAAUACCUGGAGACAAGGGCAUCCUUAAAUCCAGACAGAACAUACUUCAGAAGCUGCAGAAAGCAGGAGUGAUCCAGGAUGUUUUCCCCCUUUGUGAUGAAAAGAAGCUAAAUGCUCUUGGCAAAGACUGGUAUUUAAAGAAAAGCUUGUGGGGACAGCCUUUAGAGUCCAUUCAUGCUUACUUCGGCGGCUCCAUUGCUUUCUACUUCAGCUUCUUAGACUUCUACACGUGGGCUCUGGUACCUCCAGCAGUUCUGGGUGUCUUCAUAACCUUCUUCCUUCCUGGAGCCCCACCCCCCAAUGGAUCUAAAGCAGACAAUUCAACCCCUGGCCCGGGUUCCUCAGAUGCCAGUGAUGACCUGGAUCUGUCCGUGAGCUCCCACAUGGUGCAGGCUGUGUUCAGCAUGAUCUGGUCGACCGUGUUUAUGGAGCUAUGGAAGAGACGCAGCGCUGCUCUGUCAUACCACUGGGGGACACUGACACUAACUGAGCAGUUCCAGGAACCAAGGCCUGGUUUCCAGGGCGAGCUGGGAAUCAAUCCUGUGACGGGCAGAAGAGAACCACUUUUCCCCGAUUGGAAGAGGCAGAUGCGGGUGGGCCUGGUCUCUGUGCCCGUGGUGGGACUUUUUCUUGGACUUGUUGUCCUUGGCAUGGUGGGGUUUUAUUUCUGUGAAAGCACCAUGUCUUCAAUUCACAAGGCUUCCGGAUCCAUUAUAACUGCCACGUUGUCCUACCUGCCCUCCGUCAUGCACAUCGUCUACACCAACAUGCUGGGGAAUGCCUACCGCACUGUUGCACUGAAGCUCACCGAAUGGGAGAACCACAGAGAAGAAUCAGCUUUUCAGAAUCAUCACACAACUAAAGUUCUGGUGUUCACCUUUUUCAACAACUUUGCUGUGCUGUUCCACAUUGCAGUCUUCAAACAGGACCUGCAGCUCCUACGCAAGAGGCUGUCAUCACUGCUGAUCUUGUCUCAGGUGGUGAACCAGUUUACGGAGGUGUUGGUGCCGUUUGUAGUAGAUCGUUUCUACGGCUCUUCACAGAAAGAGCUGAAGGAGGACGACCCGGCAGCUGAUCACAUGCAGGCUGAAGGCAGUCUGCCCCCAUUUCCUGGUCUAUUUCUGGAAUACAUUGAGCUGCUGGUGCAGUUUGGUUAUCUGAGUCUCUUCUCAUGUGUGUAUCCACUCACGGCUGUGCUCCUGCUAAUUAACAACAUCACAGAGAUUCGCGGUGAUGCCUACAAGAUCUGCCGCCUCUUCCGAAAGCCCUUCUCUCCACCUGAGGCCAGCAUAGGCGUCUGGCAGACAGCAUUCGAGGUGUUGGCGUUUUUCUCAGUCAUGUCGAACUGCUGGCUGCUGUUUUUAGCUCCACGAAUAAAAGCAUUCACUCAGGACUCUGGACUAAACCCGAGUGUUGUGCUGAUAUUCACUGUCAUAGUGGAGCACGUUUUGAUUGUGGUGAAAAUGAUUCUGGCCUUUGUUAUUCCUGACGAACCAGAGUGGGUCCAAAUCAAGAAGCAACAGAUUGAAUAUCGCACCAUACUGGCCCUCAAAGAGCAGAAAGUGAAGCGUUCUGAGACUGCUGAGCUCCCUCGCUCAUAAUCCUGAAAAAAACCUGAAAAGAAACAGACACCAAGGUGUGGCAUCAGCCACCUAGUUCAUUACGCCACCACCUUUAAUGAUAACGAACUUCAUUUGCUGUUGCAUCGUGAGGUAUGGGGGUGCCAAAUGGUACGCUUGCGGAACGCUUGCGGGCCGGUCUAAACAACUGGACUUGGUGUCUUCCCCUAGAGGACUGCUGUAGUAUAGAAAAAAAAAGGCUUUUUAAAGGCACAUGGUGUAUGCAAUACAGAGCAGGAUAUAGACGUUUGUGAGCUGAAAAAGCAAUUUAAGGCAUGUGCUGAAAUGAAAUUGCUAGCUCAGUAACCCAUAAAUCUGUGUUCAGAGCAUGCAUACAUAUACCCAGGUGUGGUAUUUUAAAUAAAUGGAAUAGUUUUUAAUAUAUCUUAUAUGACAGAAUGGCACAUAUGUAAUACAUCAUGCUUACACUGGUUGUCAACACUAAAUGACAAACAAAUCACACCACUUAUGCAGUACAUUCAUGAAUAUCGUUACGCUAUGUCUCAAAUUGCAUCCGAUGAAGUCAUACAGAAAAAGUGUUUAUUGUUGAUUAGUGUAUAGAAUAUCCGUUUAAAUGAGUGGUUUGUUAAAUGUAACCAUUCUAUACUUGAUAAAAUUAUAUAUAUAUAUAUAUAUAUAUAUAUAUAUAUAAUGCUAUAACAAUUUUAUUUAACAACAAAUUCUCCACUGCCAUCACUGUCUGUUAAAUGCUACCAGCCCCACUCCCUUUAUGGAACACAAUAUAAGGUAGGUUAAUGUAAAAAGUAUACAUUACUCUUCACUUAAUUUGUUCAAUAAAUACAAUCCAACAUCAGAGUAAUUUUACUGAACUACUUUUUCAUAUUUCUCAGUGUAAACACACUAAUCAGUUAUGCACUCAUAGUCUACAAUAGUACAUGCAUAUGUGAUUUGAGACACAACAUAUACCUUGCGUUUCAGCCAUAGUGCACCUUUAUCACCUAGCAACCAAAGAAUCUUGCUUGCAGCAAUGUCUGCUUAUAUGAGGUUUGUAGUGGCUAUUUGAUGCCUUUAUGAACUUAUUCAAAUCACUGCUGAGUGAUGCUUUAUUUGCAGCUUUUUUUUUUUUUUUUUUUAAAUCCCAACAACUGAAGAACCAAAGAGUGAGCAUUAUACUCACCAAGAUGUUGUGUACUGUAUUGAUGAUAAAUAAAUAAAUAAAGCAACACAGACAUUCAUUUGGUUUACUCUGUUUUAAUAAAUAA